UCCUCUGGUUUCAGCGGAGCGCGCUUCUGCGGGCUGGAAGGCUGGCCCAGCAGGAGAAGUAGGGGAAAGGGGAGUGACGAGGGAGGGGAAAGCCCGAUUGCAACACCGGGGAAAUAUAACGAGACCUUCAGCCUGACCCUCUCGAGAGGCGGCGAGGAAAAGCCAGUCCCGCAGCAGCCAUGGCCCUGCUCAGAGGUGUGUUCAUUGUUUCUGCCAAGAGGACCCCCUUUGGGGCUUUUGGAGGCUUGCUCAAGGACUUCACCGCCACAGACCUCACGGAGAUAGCGGCACGCUCAGCCUUGUCUGCUGGCAAAGUGUCUCCUGAAAUUAUCGACAGUGUGGUUGUGGGCAACGUCAUGCAGACCUCUGCAGAUGCUGCCUACAUUGCAAGGCAUGUCGGUUUGCGUGUCGGAAUACCAAUCCCAGUUCCUGCACUGACAAUCAACAGAUUGUGUGGGUCAGGCUUCCAGUCCAUCGUCAACGGAUGCCAGGAAAUUUCCCUUAGAGAAUCAGAGGUGGUCCUGUGUGGUGGAACAGAAAGUAUGAGUCAAGCGCCCUAUGUUGUUCGAAAUGCACGCUUUGGAACAAAAUUAGGAGUCGAUCUCAAGAUGGAAGACACACUGUGGGCAGGGCUGACUGAUCUGCACAUUAAGACCCCGAUGGGUGUUACAGCUGAAAACCUCGCUGCAAAACAUAACAUCACAAGAGAAGACUGCGACCGUUAUGCGUUGAAGACACAGCAGAGGUGGAAAGCUGCUCAUGACGCUGGUCACUUUGAGGCGGAAAUGGCACCCAUAGAAGUGAAGAGCAAGAAAGGCAAACAGAAUAUGGCCCGGGACGAACACCCGCGACCCGAGGCAACAUUGGAGCAGUUGGGAAAGCUUCCGACAGUCUUCAAGAAAGAUGGGACUGUCACAGCCGGAAAUGCCUCGGGAGUAUGCGAUGGAGCUGGAGCAGUGAUCAUAGCAAGUGAAGAAGCUGUUAAAAAGCACAGCCUUACUCCAUUGGCCAGGAUAGUAGCCUAUGAUGCUACUGGAUGUGACCCCAAUAUCAUGGGCAUUGGUCCGGUACCCGCCAUUACCGAAGCCCUGAAGAAAGCUGACCUUUCCCUGAAGGACAUGGACUUGGUUGAGGUCAAUGAGGCGUUUGCACCACAGUAUUUGGCAGUGGAGAAGGUUUUGGGUCUGGACCCAGAGAAAACAAAUGUCAACGGAGGAGCCAUCGCAUUGGGUCACCCACUGGGCGCAUCAGGAUCAAGAAUCAUUGCUCAUCUAGUCCACGAACUACGGCGCCGUGGAGGUAAAUAUGCCAUCGGUUCUGCUUGCAUUGGCGGUGGCCAAGGGAUAGCGGUCAUCAUCCAGAAUGUAGCUUAAAGGACAUGCUAAAGCCUCCGGUGGACGGAUGCUGAGCUCCACACCACGUGUUACACGCUAACUCGAACAAUUCGAAGGGAAGAUGAUGGUUCUGCUUGUGUGCAGCUUCAAAAACUGACUUGUAUUAAUGAUCUGGCAAAGUGAAGAAAAUGACUAGACAAAAAGCAAAGAUAAUCUUUAAUUCUGCUGUGCAAGUGCAGCUAUAAUUAUAACUGAUCUGCUGCCUCCUGCUGAGUUCAGCUUUGAUCCCAUAAUAAGAAUAAUUUUUCCUGAAUAAAUAUGAAAACCCCAAGGAUCUACCUAGCAUACCUUACAGCACAGCAAAGAUGUACCUGCAGCCAGUUAUUUUACCCAUAUUGUUUUCCAAGCUGUUGCCUUGUCUCAGUGAAAGACUUUUUUUAAAUGUAGGUCAACAAGGAAUUUUGCAUUGAUAGAAAAUGCAGGUUACUGUCAAGCAAAUUUUGCAUAAAGUGUGCCUUGUUCCCUAUUAAGAAACAAAGUAUGAGAAAACCAAUGUGCCUCUCCAUAUAAAAAUAAAAAGUGCAUUAAUCUGAA
This is a messenger RNA of Varanus komodoensis (Komodo dragon), 1928 nucleotides long. RefSeq names its product acetyl-CoA acyltransferase 2 (gene ACAA2). Gene Ontology annotation, molecular function: acetyl-CoA C-acetyltransferase activity. The record is from RefSeq and is a predicted model, not a curated record. Bases 180 to 1373 code for a protein of 397 amino acids. The transcript has 10 exons. Lineage: Eukaryota; Metazoa; Chordata; Lepidosauria; Squamata; Varanidae. Gene Ontology annotation, biological process: fatty acid beta-oxidation.